Molecule: messenger RNA, 3177 nt
Organism: Lotus japonicus
Lineage: Eukaryota; Viridiplantae; Streptophyta; Magnoliopsida; Fabales; Fabaceae
Product: potassium transporter 11-like
Exons: 11
Coding region: 486-2861 (791 amino acids)
Biological process (GO): potassium ion transmembrane transport
Cellular component (GO): membrane
Molecular function (GO): potassium ion transmembrane transporter activity
Source: RefSeq, a predicted model, not a curated record
GUUGGAUUGUGAGAGUAACUAAACACAUUGUUUUUUUUUCCUUCUUUUUCUUGGCCAAGGUAUUUGACGGCAGCCGCCAUGACUCACUCGUGAGACUAAUCACUCGCCCCACAUUGAGCGCAUUGGUUAGUUCUAAAGAGUGAUAGAGAAGACCAAAAUGUCUCACAGAAAGACAAUUCCUAAUGAUAGAACUAUCGACAAAGAUUUAAGCAACAAUUUUUAACCGCGCCAAGAUGCUGGGAGGAUUUGUCUCUAUAUUUGAGUGUUGGAGUUACCAUCUUUGUUUUCUCUUCCACAAGUACCGAACUUGAACAGGGUGGUGUUGUUCAUGAUUGAAUACCUGAUAAACACACGCUGGGUUUUUUAUUCUGUGGAUGACAUCAAGCUACUUCUUCUGCUAAAUAGGUGACAAGUACCAGAGAAAUUGAGGAGAAGGGGUAUUCAACAGCACCUUAGUACUUGAAAGUUGUUGAGCUGAGCUCUAAAUGGCUUCAAGAGUAGAGAUUGAUGAAGAGAAUGAUAGCAAAGGUGGCAUGUGGGUUUUGGAUCAGAAGCUUGACCAGCCAAUGGAUGAAGAAGGAGGAAGGCUAAGAAAUAUGUAUAGAGAAAAAAAAUUUUCUUCACUGUUGCUUCUGCGGCUUGCAUAUCAGAGUCUUGGUGUAGUUUAUGGAGACUUGGGAACUUCCCCCUUAUACGUUUUCUACAACACUUUUCCUCACGGAGUUAAAGAUCAGGAGGAUGUGAUGGGAGCUCUUUCUUUUAUUAUUUACUCUCUUACUCUUGUGCCGCUACUCAAAUAUGUUUUUGUUGUGUUAAGAGCAAAUGACAAUGGUCAAGGUGGGACAUUUGCUCUUUAUUCCUUGCUCUGCCGACAUGCAAAUAUAAAAAUCAUUCCCAACCAGCAUCGUACCGAUGUAGAGCUAACAACAUAUAGUCGGUCUACCUUCCAUGAAAUGUCAUUUGCUGCAAAAACCAAAAGAUGGUUAGAGGAACGAGCGUUUGUUAAAAGUACUAUUCUUAUGCUUGUUCUUGUUGGUACCUGCAUGGUGAUUGGAGAUGGAAUUCUGACACCAGCUAUCUCUGUUUUAUCGGCUGCUGGUGGCAUCAAGGUAAAUCGCCCUGAGAUGGAUAAUGGAGUAGUUGUGCUGGUUGCAGUUGUAAUAUUAAUUGGAUUAUUCAGCAUGCAACAUUAUGGUACAGAUAGAGUUGGAUGGCUUUUUGCUCCAAUUGUCCUGCUUUGGCUUCUCCUAAUUGGGGGUAUAGGUAUAUUCAACAUCUCGAAAUAUGGCAGCACCGUCCUAAAAGCUUUUUCACCUGUGUAUAUGUAUCGGUAUCUAAGAAGAGGAGGUAAAGAUAGUUGGACUUCCCUUGGUGGCAUCUUGCUCAGCAUAACAGGGACAGAGGCUCUUUUUGCUGACCUUGCCCAUUUUCCAGUCUCAUCUGUACAGAUAGCAUUUACACUAGUUGUGUUUCCUUGCCUUCUUUUAGCCUAUUCUGGACAGGCUGCUUACCUGAUGAAUAACUUGGGUCAUACACAAGAUGCUUUUUAUCGUUCUAUUCCAGACAAGAUAUACUGGCCAGUAUUUGCUGUCGCAACAGCAGCAGCUGUAGUUGCAAGUCAGGCCACGAUAUCCGCAACCUUUUCAAUCAUUAAGCAAGCCCUUGCUCAUGGUUGUUUUCCAAGAGUCAAAGUUGUUCAUACAUCAAAGAAGUUCCUCGGCCAGAUAUAUAUUCCAGAUAUCAAUUGGAUCCUUAUGAUUCUUUGCAUUGCUGUUACUGCUGGGUUUAAAAAUCAAAAUCAGAUUGGGAAUGCAUAUGGUACUGCUGUUGUGAUAGUCAUGCUGGUUACAACAUUGCUCAUGAUUUUAAUCAUGUUACUAGUGUGGCGCUGCCAUUGGAUUCUCGUCGUCGCGUUCACUGGCUUAUCAUUGAUUAUGGAAUGUACAUACUUCUCUGCUGUACUCUUCAAAAUUGAUCAAGGUGGGUGGGCUCCCCUUGCAAUUGCUGGAGCAUUUCUCAUUAUCAUGUAUGUCUGGCAUUAUGGUACAGUGAAACGUUACGAGUUUGAAAUGCAUAGUAAGGUCUCAAUGGCAUGGAUUCUCGGGCUUGGUCCAAGUUUAGGACUUGUUCGUGUCCCUGGAGUUGGGCUAGUCUACACAGAGCUUGCAAGUGGAGUACCCCACAUCUUUUCCCAUUUCAUCACCAACCUACCAGCCAUCCAUUCUGUCCUUGUUUUUGUAUGUGUGAAGUAUCUUCCUGUGUACACCGUCCCAGAAGAAGAGCGGUUCCUUGUCAAGCGGAUAGGCCCCAAGAAUUUCCACAUGUUUCGAUGUGUGGCGCGGUAUGGAUAUAAAGACCUGCACAAGAAAGAUGAUGACUUUGAGAAAAAACUCUUUCAGAACCUUUUCAUGUUUGUUCGGCUCGAGUCUAUGAUGGAGGGUUGCUCGGACUCGGACGAAUAUAGUUUAUAUGGACAGCAAACUGUGCAGUCAAGAGAUGGCAUAUUGAACAACAAUGGAAACACAGCUUCGUCGAAUGUGGAUUUAUCAAUUUCAUCAGUAGAUUCAAUAUUACCAGCUAGAUCUCCAUCAAAUGUGCAUGUUACUUUUCAGUCCUCUGGUCAUGGAAGCAACAAUACUGAGGUUGAUGAACUUGAGUUUAUAAACAGUUGCAGGGAUGCUGGGGUGGUUCACAUUCUAGGAAACACAGUUGUGAGGGCAAGGAGGGAUUCAAGAUUCUACAAGAAAAUAGCUGUUGAUUAUAUAUAUGCAUUCCUUAGGAAGGUUUGCAGAGAACAUAGCGUGAUCUUCAAUAUUCCUCAUGAGAGUCUCUUAAAUGUUGGUCAGGUUUUCUAUGUAUAGUCCUCCUUCACUUUCCCUUCUUUAUGGCCAAUGAUCAAUCAGUUUGAUCAUUUGUGACUGUCAAUUUGUGCAGUUAAUUCCUUAAAUAUUGUUAAGAAUUUUCAUGUAUAGCCUCCCUUCUCUUCUCUGUAGCUCAAGUUAAGUGAGAUUUAUCGUUUAUGAUUGUCAGUCUGUCACAGCUAUUUUGUGCUUAGUUGAUCAGUGUUAGUAUAUGAAUAACACCUUAUGGUAUUAUUGUAAUUAUUUUACCAUUAAACGACUUUGGAAAAGGAUUUGGCUUCUCUAAAGUGAGGCACUUCCUCCAUUGGUUUGAGUA